AUUAUAGGUGCUGCUCAAGGUCUCGGACUGAGUAUGGCUGAGGGCGUCGCCGAAGCCGGUGGUACAGUCUACUGUCUCGAUCGCCAAAGAGAAUGCGGAUCCAACUUUUCGAACGCCCAGGAGUUGAUCCCUCGCGAUUCGCAAGGUGCUAUGAUCUAUGGUCAGGUUGACGUACAAGACACCAAAGCACUACACAGAACUAUCCAGGACAUCGCCGAUAAGCAUGGUCAACUCAAUGGCUGUAUAGCGGCUGCCGGUAUCAAUGAAGUCAUACCAGCUCUCGAAUACACCGUAUCACAGUCGAACCACACGAUGUCCAUAAAUUUCGACGGUGUCAUGCAGACGGCCACUGCGUGUGCAAAACAAAUAUACAAGCACAAUACCCCCAACGGAUCAAUCGUCCUUAUUGCAUCUAUGUCUGGCGUUGUUGCGAAUCGAGGACUGAACUGCCCAGUAUAUAAUGCAUCCAAGGCUGCUGUGACUCAGCUUGCAAGAAACCUCGCAAUGGAAUGGGGUCGAAAAGAGGAAGACGGAUCUGGUGGCAUUAGGGUAAACUGUAUCAGCCCUGGAAAUAUACUGACACCACGAGUGGUACAGCACUUCGUUGACCAGCCGCACCUCAGGUCGCAAUGGGAGGAUGGAAACAUGCUCGGGAGAGUGAGUCGGGCCGAGGAAUUCGGGGGGGCUGGGAUAUUCUUGUUGAGCAAGGCAAGCAGCUUCAUGACUGGCCACAAUAUGCUCAUCGAUGGUGGAUACACUUCAUGGUAA
Messenger RNA from Pseudovirgaria hyperparasitica, 768 nucleotides. RefSeq names its product D-arabinitol 2-dehydrogenase. Gene Ontology annotation, cellular component: intracellular anatomical structure. Gene Ontology annotation, molecular function: oxidoreductase activity, acting on NAD(P)H, oxygen as acceptor. The record is from RefSeq and is a predicted model, not a curated record. The annotation marks the transcript as partial. The transcript has 3 exons. NCBI's taxonomy places the organism in Eukaryota, Fungi, Ascomycota, Dothideomycetes, Acrospermales, Acrospermaceae.